AUGCUCAAGUUCAUUACGUCCAGCAAACGCAAGAAACCCAGCGAAGAGAAUGAAGAAAACCACGAUCCUACUAAGAAGAAAACCAGAGUAGACGUCGACGAAGAUCAUACAAAAUCACCACAACAACGGAAACAGUCUUCAGGUUUCCGCAACGAAUGGGUCAGAGGUCGUGAGGCGUGGCUUUACUGUCGUUAUGAUGAAGGGAUGUUUUGCCGAUUGUGUCAAAAAUUCAACAAGCGCCCGUUUGAUCGUGAUACAUGGAAUGUAACUGCAUGUAAACGAAUUCGUCUGAGUAGCAUAAAGGACCACGAGCAGAUAUCAGCCCAUCGAGACGCCGUGAAACGUGAGAUGACUUCCGCUACCAGCCAAAACAUCGGCGAAGUUAUUCAACCCGAAGUGAAAAAAGAUGCCAUCACCUCUGCGUUUAAAGUUAUGCAUUUCCUCGCCAAGCGUCGUAUACCGCAUACAACAAACUUUGAACCAGUGUUGAAUUUAUUAUCUCAACUUGGAAUGUCAGUGAAAGCAGAUUUACACGUCAGUAAGAGUGUCACAUAUUGCAGCGAGAGAUCCAUGCACGAAAUGAUAAUUAUUUUAUCAUCAGUGCUAGAAGACAAAACAAUCAACGAGUUGAAGCAGUCAGAGUUUUAUUCAAUUAUGCUGGACGAGACCACCGAUGUGAGUGUCGGCGAACAAUUAACAUUAAACUGUUGGUACUUGGACUCAACUAGACAUUUACGUGUAAAAUUUUUGAAGAUGGUCGAGCCACUGAAACCAGACGCUGACGACAUUCAUACUGUAACACUAAACGCAGAAAACAUCACCAGGCAUGUGACAACGUAUUUCCGGGAAAAUGAACUCGAUUACGAAAAAUUGGUUGGCGUGGGAACAGACGGCGCCGCUGUUAUGACCGGCAAGCGAUCUGGUGUUGUAAAACGAUUGCAGGAAAUAGCUACUACUGCAAUCGGAAUUCACUGUUGUGCGCACCGAUUGCAACUAGCAUCAUCACAGGCCGCAAAUGCAGUACCGUAUGUAAAGAAAUUCGUGUCGAUUCUACGUCAACUAUAUGACUAUUUUGACAACAGUGCUGUUCGUUCAGCGGGGCUCAGUGCUAUCCAGACUACGCUACGAGAGCAAGAACUAAAACUACUUCAACCAUCAUCUACACGCUGGCUCAGUGUCGAUCUGUCAGUAACCAGAUUGAAGAAUAUUUUUGCUUCCGUGCUGAUGAGUCUCGACUGUGAGGGAGAGGAACGCAGUGAUGCAAAAGCAGUUGGACUCCAAAAUCUUAUGUCGUCCUGGCGCUUCAUUGCUACAAUGUUGCUAAUGUGCGACCUCUUGCCACACGUGAGCAGGCUUUCUAAGGCAUUUCAAGCCAGCGAGUUUGAAUAUAGUAGUAUGAAACCAUUGGUCCGUUCUACCAUUACUACAAUAACCGACAUGAAGCACAACGACGGCGAAAACCUACAACAGUUACCCGACUUGAUCAACAAAUUGCAACAAUCUGAUAUCACAGUGAAAACACGUGCCGAUGAUGCAAUUUUUUUCAAGAACAGCGUCCGCGGGAAGUACAUUGAUACAUUGAUUACAAACAUCGAACAACGAUUCCCAGACAAAGAUAGCGGUAUCCUCGGACAUUUUAGUAUAUUCAAGCCCGAUAGUUUACGCCGAGAUAGCUCUACUACGUAUGGCAACGCCGAUGUGAGAGAACUGUCCCAUCAUUUUCUCCAACGCGAGGAGCAGCCUGACAUUACAGCAGACGCCGUGAAUGAAUGGGGCAACUUCAAAAAUUAUUUAAAAGACACCAUUUUACACCAACCAGAUCUGACACCUGGCGCCGUCGUCGAUGUCCUAUGUACUACAUCGUCGCUGCAAUUCGGAUUUCCGAAGAUCGUCCAACUUGCCAAGAUAUACCGCGUUCUGCCAUGCCAUACCGCCGACUCCGAGAGAACUUUUUCUCAAUUAAAAUUGGUAAAAACAAUUCCACGAAAUCGCCUGGGUCAAGACAGUCUUGACAGUUUAAUUAGAAUUGCUGUUGACGGUCCAUCUGUGGACACAUACAACUACUCAAGUGCCGUGAAGAGAUGGGCAGAGAUGAAAAAUAGACGCAUAUCGUUGAAGUAA
Molecule: messenger RNA, 2121 nt
Organism: Saccoglossus kowalevskii
Lineage: Eukaryota; Metazoa; Hemichordata; Enteropneusta; Harrimaniidae
Product: zinc finger protein 862-like
Source: RefSeq, a predicted model, not a curated record